Molecule: messenger RNA, 507 nt
Organism: Vicia faba (fava bean)
Lineage: Eukaryota; Viridiplantae; Streptophyta; Magnoliopsida; Fabales; Fabaceae
Source: the annotation of a GenBank genome assembly
AUGUUUAGAAUAACCUCUAAGCUGACAUUAUGUGGAGAAAAAGUAACUGAUGAAGAUAUGUUAGAAAAAACAUUCUCCACUUUUCAUGCAUCCAAUGUGUUCCUACAACAACAAUAUCGAGAAAAAGGGUUUAAUAAAUACUCUGAUUUGAUAUCUUGUCUUCUUAUGGCUGAACAAAAUAAUAAGCUUUUGAUGAAAAAUCAUGAGGCUCAUCCCGCAGGUACAACUCCAUUCCCAGAAGUGAAUGUAGCAAGACACAGUCAGUAUGUACAACAUCGUGGUCGUGCCCAGAAUUAUGCUCGUGGUCUUAAUUUUGAUCAUAGCCACAAUGGCAAUCAUAAGAAUGUAUCUUUUCACCAGAAGUGGAAAGAUACUGAAAAGAAUGAAAAUGAUGGUGAUCCCGAUUAUGGAAAUAUGGAUGUUACUUACUUAGAGAUUGGUGAUGUCUUUGUUGAUCCAGAUGGAAAAAUUGAUCACCUUAUUAGAGAUGGAGUUGUCAAGAAAUAG